Molecule: messenger RNA, 1922 nt
Organism: Neomonachus schauinslandi (Hawaiian monk seal)
Lineage: Eukaryota; Metazoa; Chordata; Mammalia; Carnivora; Phocidae
Gene: LPXN
Product: leupaxin
Exons: 9
Coding region: 69-1229 (386 amino acids)
Biological process (GO): positive regulation of integrin-mediated signaling pathway; cell-cell adhesion; cell-cell junction organization
Cellular component (GO): cytoplasm; focal adhesion; cell-cell junction
Source: RefSeq, a predicted model, not a curated record
UCUUCUUCAGCACAUGCCAAAGCAGUUCCUCACAACCUCUGGGACCAGAGCAUCUUGGGUGUGUGACAAUGGAAGAGUUGGAUGCCUUAUUGGAGGAACUGGAGCGCUCCACCCUCCAAGACAGUGAUGAAUCCUCCAGCCCAGCUCCUCUUUCCCUGGAUGAGCACUGCAGAAAGGAGAGUAACCUUACUGAGACUUCAGAGACCCUUUCUGUUCAGAAUGAUGCAAGUCCCUUGCCGGUGCAGCUCGUGUAUACUACCCAUAUCCAGGAGCACAAUAUCUACAGUGAGGUCCAAGAGCCAAAGAAAGCACCACAUCCUCCUAAAACCUCAGCAGCUGCUCAGCUGGAUGAGCUCAUGGCCCACCUGUGUGAGAUGCAGACCCAGGUUGCAGUGAAAGCAGAUGCCAGCAAGAAACAAACAGCAAAUAAGCAAGAUCCCAAGGCCUCCCUGGACUCAAUGCUGGGGGGUUUGGAGCAGGAUCUGCAGGACCUUGGAGUUGCCACAGUGCCCAAAGGCCACUGUGCUUCCUGUCAGAAACCGAUUGCAGGAAAGGUGAUCCAUGCUCUAGGGCAAGCGUGGCAUCCGGAGCACUUUGUCUGCACUCACUGCAAGGAGGAGAUUGGCUCCCAUCCCUUCUUUGAGCGGAGUGGCUUGGCCUACUGCCCCAAGGACUACCACCAUCUCUUUUCCCCACGGUGUGCUUACUGUGCUGCUCCUAUCCUGGAUAAAGUGCUGACGGCAAUGAACCAAACCUGGCACCCAGAGCACUUCUUCUGCUCUCACUGCGGAGAGGUGUUUGGUGCAGAAGGCUUUCAUGAGAAGGACAAGAAGCCAUACUGCCGGAAGGAUUUCCUAGCCAUGUUCUCACCCAAGUGUGGCGGCUGCAACCGCCCCGUGUUGGAAAACUACCUUUCAGCCAUGGACACCGUCUGGCACCCGGAAUGCUUUGUGUGUGGGGACUGCUUCAGCAGUUUUCCUUCCGGCUCCUUCUUUGAACUGGACGGACGUCCAUACUGCGAGCUCCAUUACCAUCAGCGGCGGGGCACACUCUGCCACGGGUGUGGGCAGCCCAUCACUGGCCGCUGCAUCAGUGCCAUUGGCCACAAGUUCCAUCCCGAGCACUUCGUCUGUGCUUUCUGCCUGACACAGCUGUCAAAGGGCAUCUUCAAGGAGCAGGACGACAAGACCUAUUGUCAGCCCUGCUUCGUGAAACUCUUCCCACUGUAAUCUCAGCUGAACCCACGGCCUCCACAGAUCCCCUACAGAAUUUAAACCAGGAGGGGAAGGAGUAUACUUUGUUGUUACUGCUCUUCAGCUCAGUGGGUGUAUAAAGUAAAGGUAAUGAACCUGUAGUUGUUACAUGGCUAGGCUUGUAGUCUUAGGUUUUAGAUUUCCAGUCUUGUGUUUUUUCUCAAUCAGGUACUUGGGUUUAGAUCUGGGUCCUGUUACUCGUGCCUCUACAGAUGCAUCUUCCACAUGCACAUAUGCAUUCCACCCCCGGUUUCCUCAGAUUUCUCCCGUUUCCACUCCUGCGGUGGCCCUCUUCCCUGGGCCUUUUCACACCUCCCUCAUUUCCCCGUGACUCACUUUCCCAUGACCAGUGCAUUAUCCUCGCUGUCAGGAAUCCUGAUGCCCCUCCAAAGCUCUCUGCACCUCUCUUCAUGUACUUCUCUUUUUCAAGAGGAAGUAGAUUUUAACUGGGCUACUUUGAGUCCUGACAUCAUUGAUAAAUAAAACGGCUUUCAGUUUUAAUGUCUUACAGUCAUGUUUGGAGAUAAAGUGCUUCCUGUGUUACAUACUCAGCACUGUGUGCAGUUAAAUCCAUAUCAUAUCUCUUGUUUACUUCCAUACAAUAGGCACUUUUUCUUAAUCGAAAGGAAUUGAAAGGAGGGACUCCUGUUCACUAACUUUUCUCUUAGU